CUAAUGCUAAACGAGGGAAACAGCGCUUUGAUGUCGUCGUCGGCGGUGAAGUCAUGGAGAACGGCGUUUCUGACUCUCAGGGACGAAAACUCGGCCUCGCCUCCUCGCGCCACCGUCGUCCGCCUCCUUGACAAAUUAAUUCUAUCCCAAUCCCACUCUCUCGUUGCUGCUGCGCCGCAGUUGCCCCCGCACGAGCUCACAUCCGACUUUAUGCUAUUGCUGGAGUUGGUUCGCGACCAUCUCUCUUAUUAUCAGCAAGGAAUUGAAGAUGCUACUCAGACCUUCGUUAAAUUAUCUGCACUGAUCCAUGGAAUAUGUCAUUCCUCUUCUCUCGAAAUGAAUUCAACAAUGUGGGCUCUUGUGUGUGACUCGUUCAAGAGGGUAGUGCAGGUUUUCCUUGGCAAUGUUGAAACAGAGAUGGCUAUUGUCAGAAAUGCUGCUCUAAUCAAACCCACCAAGGAUUUCUUAGAAAGUUUAAGGUUACUUUUCAGUUUAUAUCAGACAUCUGCUUCACCUCUGAAAAUGGUAUCUAGAGGUGCGUGCGAAGUCCUAACAGUUGCAUUUGCCAUGGUUGGUGAAGUAUACUCCAGAGUAGGUGCUUCUUUGCCAGUUGAAAUCUGGAAGUCAACAGUUGUGGUAUGUCCUGAGAAAGUUAUGGACAUCUUGGCUUCUAAGAGUAUUUUGAUGGAGGAUAAUACUGUUGCCAAGUUUUAUGUUGAGCUUCUCCAGUGUCUGCACUUAGUUCUUGCAGAGCCUAGAGGAUAUCUAGCAGAACAUGUGGCUGGCUUUGUGGCAUCAUUGAGAAUCUUUUUCCGCUGUGGCCUUGUAAACAAGCCAUCCGUUAUGAAUCAACAAACUAAUCACAUGAAGGGGGUUGGGUCAACUAGCCAAAACAUCCCUUUUGAAGUAUCAAAUCAACCUAAAAGUGGCCAAGCAGCCCUUAUAGCCUCCACACUUACGAAAAAGGUUGCUGGAAAUCAACAGAGUAGACAUGAGGAGAACCUAGCUUCUUCUAGACAUGAAUUUAUUUCGUCUGAUUCAGAUUGCAGUGAUAAUGAUGGAUCAGUGAUCGAUAACAGCAAAGCUUAUUUAGCCAAGGCAAGAUUAGCUGCAAUUAUUUGUGUUCAGGAUCUCAGCCGAGCUGAUCCGAAAUUGUUUACAGCCCAGUGGACAAUGCUUUUGCCAUCCAAUGAUGUGCUACAAUACAGGAAAUAUGACACUACGUUGAUGAGCUGCUUUCUUUCCGACCCUUCGUUAAAGGUCCGGAUUGCAGCUGCUUCUACUAUUAUGGCAAUGUUGGAUGGGCCUGCUUCUGUUUCCCUACAGGUAGCAGAACUUAAGGAGCACUCAAGACAUGGGUCAUUUACCACACUUUCAAGCUCUCUUGGGCAUAUCUUGAUGCAACUUCAUUCAGGUACAUUGCAUGUAAUCAAACACGAAACCAGCGAUAGAUUGCUUGCAUUGUCAUUUAAAAUCCUAAUGCUUUUGAUAGCAUCCACACCAUAUUCAAGAAUGCCUCCUGAGCUGCUCUCAAGGGUUAUCUCUUCACUCCAGUCAACAGUUGAACAGGGGUUUCCAUAUCAUAAUGAUCGGAAUAGCUUACUUGCUGCGGCAAUUAUUUGCUUAACCAGGGCUCUUUCUGUGUCUCCCUCAAUGCAUGUAAACAAUAUGCUGCUAGGAGAAAUUUCAGCAGGUUUGUUGCAUGUUUCUUGUUUUGUCCUUGAUAUGAAUGGGCUUGUAGCUGUUUCGCUAUUCUCAAAUUAG
This is a messenger RNA of Salvia splendens (bonfire salvia), 1764 nucleotides long. RefSeq lists its product as uncharacterized. The transcript is spliced from 15 exons. The coding region runs from base 4 to 1764 and encodes 586 amino acids. The record is from RefSeq and is a predicted model, not a curated record. NCBI's taxonomy places the organism in Eukaryota, Viridiplantae, Streptophyta, Magnoliopsida, Lamiales, Lamiaceae.